Messenger RNA from Trichogramma pretiosum, 1536 nucleotides. RefSeq names its product glycine receptor subunit alphaZ1 (gene alka). Gene Ontology annotation, molecular function: chloride channel activity; transmembrane signaling receptor activity; extracellular ligand-gated monoatomic ion channel activity. The transcript is spliced from 9 exons. The record is from RefSeq and is a predicted model, not a curated record. Gene Ontology annotation, biological process: regulation of membrane potential; signal transduction; chloride transmembrane transport. NCBI's taxonomy places the organism in Eukaryota, Metazoa, Arthropoda, Insecta, Hymenoptera, Trichogrammatidae. The coding region runs from base 56 to 1390 and encodes 444 amino acids. Gene Ontology annotation, cellular component: neuron projection; membrane; synapse.
AUGCGGCGUCGAAAUUUUUCCUUUUCCUACGCACUGUCCUCUCGGAGAUCAUACAAUGAGGAGCAGCGCCACCGGUGCAACUGCUCUGCUGCAACUUUUACUGUCCGUUUCUGUCCUAUCCAACAGCGUUUACGAGCCACACAUAGAAAAUAAUUACACAGCAUGGCCAAGAAUGGUGCUUCCUCGACUUUAUCUCAAAGAGAUAAGGCCGCCGACUAAAGGAAGAACGCCGGUAGUCGUGGACUUUAAUAUUUUCAUCGUGGACAUCAACUCCAUCAAUGUCGAAGAUAUGGAUUUUCGAGUCGACAUGUUCGUGUCGCAAACUUGGACGGAGGCGCGAUUGAGACUGUCUGACGAGGUCUUCGAGGACGACGACGAUUACGUGACUCUGCCGCCGGAGUUCAUCGACAAUCUCUGGCAACCGGAUCCCUACUUUCUCAACUCCAAAGUUUCCGAGAUCGCGACGUUGAAUAGCAAGCACUCGUCGGUCAUGCUGUUCCGCAACAAGACGGUGCGCUACUCGGCCCGCAUGCACGCCAUACUCGCCUGUCAAAUGGAAUUCCAGCUCUAUCCCAUGGACAUCCAGGUCUGUCCGAUGCAAAUCGAAAGUUUUUCCUACGACAGCGACAAAAUGAGACUACAAUGGGGCCACGAAGGUGUCCAAGUCAAUCCGGAGCUCAAAUUGUUGCAGUACAAUCUGGAAAAUCCAUUGGAAAUAGAAGAGUCCAUCAAUUACAUCAGUGAAAAAAGCGGCAACUACUCGCGUCUGAUCGUUUACUUUCAAUUCGAGCGUCAAAUUGGCCAUCACUUGAUACAGACGUUCGCGCCGUCGACCCUCGUCGUCAUGCUGUCUUGGUUCAGUUUUUGGCUGGGUCUCGACGCUAUCCCCGGCAGAGUCGCUCUGCUCGUCACUAGCAUGCUCACCCUCGUAACGAUGUUUACCGGUCUGAAAAGCGAUAUCCCACCUGUCGCCUACGUCAAGGCUUUGGACUUAUGGAUGGCUGGAUGCAUGUUCUCCGUAUUCUCGGCUCUGGGAGAAUUCGUCGUGGUCAAAGUACUCGAUCUCCGAUACCAAAAGGAACGAGAAGCCUCGAACUCGUACAGGCGACUACCCGCUAGACUGUCGAUCGUGGAGAAAAGCGUAUCCAUUUGGGAUUACGAGUCGUCGGUUUAUUCGUCCAAUAGCCGCAACAAGCGAGCCGGUAGCCGAAAUCUUCUUCAAAAUACUUGGAUCGAUCCGGAGGUUUUGCUGACCAGACCAAAGAACCGAGCUAAACAGAUCGAUGCAUACAGCCGAAUAGUAUUCCCAGUACUUUUUCUGCUGUUUAGUCUUUUGUAUUGGCCGAUACUGUUGUUAAAAUGUGAAAUGAAAUCUCAGUAUGACGAAUAAUGAUAUUAUAAUGAAAUACGUAAUAUUAAUUAACUGUAAAAAUUUUUUUAUGAACGAAAAAAGAAAGUAAAAAUAUUAUAAAACUAAAAAAAAACUCACGUAGAUCAUCAAAAAAUUACCAUGAUAUUUAUUUCGUGUAAACACAA